AUGAAUUCCAAAAAGCUUGUCGCCGUUGACGGUCACCAGAUGAUGGCCCUGAUUGACAGUGGUAGCCGUGUGACUACAAUUAAGAGUUCGAUGGCAAAAAUGUUCGGGAAUCGAGAGCCUACUGACCUGUGGUUGAAGGGGUUUGGCGGUCGACGCAUUCGUGUGGAAGAGAAUGUGGAUGCAGUGCUGCAGGUGGAUGAAGUGUCAGAAAAAGUGGACUUUAUAGUAGUACCAAACUAUGCCCAGGACUUACCAGUGAUAGAGAGUGCAACGAGUCUGGCAACACUGGACAACUGGAACGAAAAUGAUUUCAACGUUAAGGAAAUUUGUGCCAUACGAUCCUAUUUGCCCAUCACCGAAGAUGACAUCAACUCGGAUGGAAAGGAAGUAUUAGUGAACGAAGUACUUAACUGCGUAUCUGAGUUCCGAGACUGCUUUUCCAAGAGCUACGGAGAGUUAGGUAAGUAA
Molecule: messenger RNA, 468 nt
Organism: Uranotaenia lowii
Lineage: Eukaryota; Metazoa; Arthropoda; Insecta; Diptera; Culicidae
Exons: 2
Coding region: 1-468 (155 amino acids)
Biological process (GO): proteolysis
Molecular function (GO): aspartic-type endopeptidase activity
Source: RefSeq, a predicted model, not a curated record